Messenger RNA from Xyrichtys novacula (pearly razorfish), 6697 nucleotides. The record is from the annotation of a GenBank genome assembly. Lineage: Eukaryota; Metazoa; Chordata; Actinopteri; Labriformes; Labridae.
CUCGGUCUGAUUGCAUUUCCAUGAAGAAAUGAUCAUAAAUGUUCUCCCUUGAGCUGCGUCAACCCGCUGCAGUCCGUAAUGGACUGGCCUGUGGUCUCUCUAAAAAUCAAGCGGCUGCUAGAAGAGAGUAGGUGAGUUGGGUUUAGUCUCUUUGCUAAAGAAAUUAGUGGCUAGUGCUGUGGCUGGGACCCUAUAUGUCCUGUUGAUGAAGUUAGGUGCUGUUCUGAGUAUUAUUUGUGUCUAUAGAGAAGCGUUUUGGUCGAGGUUUGUUCAUGGCGCCUCAGACCGCUAUGUAUUGCUAUCGUGCGGUCGUUACUAAAGUUGGUAUAACUACAGAAGCAAGCUGUUGGCAACAUUAAUCUCUUAAGGGGGUGUCUAACUCUGUGUUACAGUGUUUUUGACCCUAAAUUUAUUUUACGCCAGAAUAUCCCUUUAAAGUUUUGGGCUCCUCUUGCUUCUAUUCAAAGAGGAUAGGACUCUGGAUAGAGCAGGAGAAGGGAGUGGCUUCAAAGGAGCCACUAGCUGGAUUUGAGGUAUAACCUCUGCUUCCACUUUCAGGCCAGCAGCACUCCAAUUAUUUUUCUCCUCCUUUAGUUUCUUGCUUUGUGACGUUUUUUCUGACGAUAUUCGGGAACCUGAGGAGUUCCUCGCUGAUUUAACAGCCGUGACAAUAAUUGGAGAUUUUUACUUUGCACUGAACACAAACCGUCAUUGAGUAUUUUCUCCGUAAUUCCCUGCGUGAGAGGACUCUUUAUUCACUGGCUGCUGAGGGGACUUAAUGUUCCCAACAAGACUAUCAAGAACAUUUUGUGAUUUUUCUCUCAGCAAGAGACGUGCAGAUGCCGUUUUAUUGAUCCUCUCAUCAUGAGAAAGUGAAAUUAAUGUCUACUUAGGACCACCGUGAGAAACAACAUUCUGCAUGGGAUCUCUCCCCCGACUUCCCCUUUCACACUCUUAAACGCAUAAAUACAUGCAAAGUGAGCUGACAUGCAGGUUCUGCGCAGUAAGGAGGCGUAUCAUAUGGAGUGGCAGCUGAGGAUGUGAGACUAAUCUGACAGGUGCAGUCUGGGAGAGUGACAGCAUGGGAAGAGGGGGAGGGGUCACUGCUCGUAACAGGAUGAUUGAGGAGAUUAAUGGGUCCCUCACUUUAUCAGCUGACAGGCCCGGGCACUACAUCUUCAAUAUCCUUACUCCUGGCGUCCUUUGUUAUCAGCAGCCGAAGACCGUGUGCAAAAAAAAAAAAGAAGAGGCUAUUGUUCCAUUACCACACAGAACUAAUCACAGUAAGUGGAUUUGGAGGAACAUCUCAUUUGAAUACCUCACAAGUGGAGGUCAGUGGAUCUCUUAAAAUAAACUAAGUUAGUGACGUCUCAUAAUAACACAGUUUUGGAGAGAUAACUCCGGGUAUGAGACAGAGGUAUUUUAGCUCUUUAUCAGUCAGAGUUAAGUGGAGAUAUCAUUACUACUCUUGUCUUGUCUUUGUCACUAGUUCACCCAAAAAUCACAAAAUCUUCCAACCACCUCCAAAUGUUCAAACUUCUUCCUUUAUUCCCUCUAAAAAUAGUGAAAAAAAACCCUCAGUGUUACACAACCCUGAUCGCUUCACAUGUUCUAGUGAACAUGUUUUCAUACUCUGCAUAUUUAUAAGCUCUGUGUAGGAGUAGGAAUGUCCAUCCUCUGCUUGCAUGAACGUUAACAUUUAUAGCCACGCUGUUGUUGUUCAUUGAGAACCCCUGCGUAUGAAUAGACAGCGAGAAGGUAGCUCUGUAUCCGUAUGAUCGUGUUUGGAGCAGACCAAUAUAGCCUACAGACAGGCAGUGGACUAAUUUUGGCUCUGCUCACUGAGUUAUUGUCCUUAAACGAGGAGAGCACAUGAUCUGAAGGCGUCAUGCGUCUGCAGGAAUAACAGCGUCACUAGCUCUGUCUGUUACAAUCCCCUUUGGGAUUAUGCGUGUUUUAGAGUAUGUAUGAGCUGUUGUUUCUCUUGUAAGUUUUCCAACAGGAUGUAAAACUCUUGUAGAGGGAAAAAUCUUCAAAAUUUGCACAGGCGUUUGCUCCAACUCAAGAUUAAACUGGUCAGAAUGAAAUAAUAAAGAGUCAGAGAUCAUUGUGUUUGUAAUCCUGUGAAGUUUGUCUUUAUAAGGCAACAAUCCCAAAGGUCGCAUGCACAACAUAAACACCACCACAGUUUUUCCCCCUCCUGCUUUUAUGUUCAGUCUUUCCUCUGUCUCGUCCUUCCCGUCAUUUUCAUGCUCCCUCGCCGUCCGAAGGUUUCCUCACCUCAUAAAGACCUCUGCCCGGCUCCACACAAUGAGGCACAGUAGUGACAGCAGGGCGGACAACACACGGCCGGCCCGCAAGCUGCAUCUGUUUCCAGUGACGAGCAUCAGGAUGACCUCACAGGAUGUAUCCACUAUGACAGGAUGCAGGUGUCCGAAAAUGAGCAGGAAGAGAGCCUUAUUUUAAAGACGGCUGUGUUUGCAGACACACACCCCAGUUUCAACAGACUGUAACACAUCUGACAGGAGUGGAGAGGAUGUGGUCUCUGAUUUUUAUACUGUCUCAUAUAAAUUUUCUGAUCAUCUUAUAUUUUAUUUAACUCCAUUAAAAUGUUUAAGAAUGUUUUUAUAUUCCCUUUUAUUUUUAUUAAUUUCCUUUUCCUUUUUAAUAUUUUUUCCCUUUUUAAAUAUUUUUAAUUGAGUUUUUAUUAUUUGAAAAGUGUUGUAAAGAGGUCUGAUUGAUGGAUAAAGAUCUCUUAUGAAUCCUUUUAUUUGAUUAAAGUAACACCAAACUGCUCUGGUCUCCAGUUAUAUAUGUAUAUGUUAUAUAUGUAUUUUUAUGUUCUCACGGUUUCAAUUGUUCUGUGUGAAUAUUAUGUGACACCGCUGUUUUAACCAGCUCAUGGAAAGAGCUGUGCUGACUGGGUCGCUCAUCUCACGAAGGUAAUAUGCUUAGAUUAUCCCCACCUCACCUGUUCAACAAAGUGAUUUAAACCCUCCGGCUGUUACAGGUCACUCAGGACGUUGAAAACCCGAGGAUGUCGUCGUGACCUUUUGAAGCAGCACGGCCGCACAGAAGAAGAAACUGUAUAAAAGGUUGUGCGUCGGUGACCAUAAAUUAGCUAAAUGUAGAUUAACAUGCUCUGUAUCUGAAGGGCAGGAAACAUGAACACAGUUAUUUCUUCCCUAAAAACAAAACCCUCAUCUGACCACUUCAGGGACCAGCACAUGGACCGUGACACUUGUUUUCAUUGAGUGAGCAUCGGAGACCUCGCAGUCGGCCCCUCGGGUUUCUCCACGGCUCUAAACAGGAUUUAACCCCUGAGGGGGGUCAGGAUGAGGUCAGUGGAAUAAAGGCAGCUCCAGGAUUUACCUUCCUCCUCUAUCAUCAGGUCACUGUGUUUGUACGCUGGACGUGACACAGUGUUUUCCAAGCCAGGCUCAAGGAUACAAGACAAUAACAUGAUAACGCAAGAACUUUAUUUACCCCAAAGGGAAAUUCAUUUGUCUGGAAUCUCAUGUUAUCUCAUGUUUUCUCCGGUAGGACAGUUAACAAACUGUAAAAGUCCUGUCAGGUGAGAGGAGGGAGUGACAUGGUUGAAGUCUCCUGAUAUUAUUACAAGUGCUUCUGGAUGUUGAGUCCGUAUCCUAGCAACAGUAUCAUGGAGAACAUCACACAGAACUUCAGCCGUUGCCUUGGGUUGGACGUGUUCAGGUAAUGUUAUGGUAUGACUGAACUCCUUUAGAACAUAAGGGCAAAUGCCAACAGUUCAACUGUUAUUCCUGCAGAUGGAUGACGCUCUUGGAUCAGUUACGUCAUCUCUGGUUGACCUUUCUUCUUGCCACCAGCUUUAGCAUCUCUGAGUUGUUUUGAUUCAACCGGGUUUCAUUGAAACACAGGAGAAUGCUUUCUUAGUCUUCGCAAAUAUAUCUCCAGCUUGUCGCUUUUGUUGGGCAGAGAGUUGACGUUUCCCAUGAUGACUGAUCUUGAAGGCCUUAUAUCUCCAUUUCCUUGCCUUCAACUUUGCCUUCACCUUUGCACCAUCAUGGCAACCACGAAAACACCUCCAGAUGUCUGCUGGACUUGGAUGUUGUCGUCCAGAUUUGCUCAAUCUUGAUGAAAGAAGUUCUUCUCCUGGACAAACUUUUCCCCCAGGAAAAAUAUGAAAAAUAGAAGAAAAUUCAGCGAGACCAGACUCUGCUGCUAACUGAGCGUGGAUGUGGAUAAACAAUUACAUCUUUCUCUUCUCUUUUAGCUUUCUGCCUGAGCUUUCUAUACAUGCCUUGUGGUUUGUAAACAAAACUUAACAGAAGAAGAGAAGAUGUUGAAAAAGACAUAGCUGUUCUGUCGCACAGCUCUGUAAAGUUGUCAGUUUUUUGCCAGUCAACGUACGACCCGUUAACAUCUUGCUAACGUAUUUUUCUGAUGGUUUUGGUUUACAUACUUUCGGUAAAAAUCUGAGUCUUGCUGAUUGCUUUUAUACUGGGACAGAAAAAGUUAGCUAGCUAUAAAUGUGCUCAUCUUAAUAACAAAAAACACAGAUUUCCAAAAGCACGGUGGUUAAUUUUAAUAUCACACUCAAAACGUUAGGUUGGAUGCAGCAGAGUGAAGUAGAAUAGAGGUAGGGAAACAGCACAGUAACAUGCUAGGAGGUGAGUGAAAGGGACAUCGACAAAUUGAAGAAAACAGACGUUUUUUUGAUUUCCUUUUCAAACAGAUUGAAUCCUCUCCAGAUCAAGAGGAAGGAAAAGAAACAGAGGUUAAGGUGGUCGACAGCGAAGAGAAGAAGACAAGAAAUAACAGGAUGAAAGCAGGACAAUCUGAAAAGGGUAAAACAAUAGAAAAAUAAGAGACAUCACUCAAAAUGUUAUAUAAAAAUCCACUUCCUGUUUCUGUUUCCGCCACUUCAUCACAGUCCAGGCUCUAACCUCUGGAGGGCCUGUGCGUUACCUCCACCCUCCUGCACAAUUACCCAACCGAGUGGAAGCUCCUCUGUCUGGCAUGGGGCAGAGUUUGAGUCUGGGUGGGGUAGCUGAAGGGAGACCCCCUUUCUCCGUUUGUGCAGACCUAGAAAUCGGGGACAUGGUUUUUGAGAAGGAGGAUUAACAGACGGGAUCACGGACGUGCCGUCACAGAUCAUGACUUGACUCUACCUUCGACGCUCAGACGCCCUGCAAACCCCCCUGUGUGGAAUCGGUCCCCACACAGACAGAUAAUCCCCCAGAAAAGUCUGUCAUUCGACGUCGACCACACGGCUGAACCAUGCAUAUGUGCAAACAUACACAUACAUGUACAACACACACAGGCCCGGGAGGAUUUGCACUCAGCAUGCAACUAUUUUGGGGGGCUCAGGGAGAGUAAAGGAUUAUUGAUUUAGUAGGACACUGGCCAGAUGUAGCCGAACGCCAAACACAAUGUGCUUAAAUUCAACCGUUUCAACACUUUGCGGCAGUUUUGGUCGGCAGUAUUAACAUUAAUAGAAGUGGAAACCUUCGGCGUUGAGUGCUUUUACUUUCCUCCAUCAGUAAUGGCUUUGCUAAUGUUUCUCUCGGAGGCCUUUUCAUUCAUGUCUAAUAUACUUAAGGCCCAUCAGUCCGUCCACACAAAGACUGAUGGCUUCUCGGUGUCAACUUCACAGAUCUCAGAUCUCCCGGUCAGCCUCUGCUCUUCAUCUAUAAGUGAUUUUCCUUCUCUUUAUCUCAUAGCUUUGGUUUCUCGGCCCGUCAGACAUCUCUCACGCUGCCCCGUUCACCCCCCUCUGCAUUCACAUCACGUCCUCGCUCUGAUUCGAGGAGUUAAGUCGCACGGAUUGCAGAAGCUCUUUGAGUCCUUGAACGGGACUUUAAGACAACUGAAUUUAGCAUUUUAGUGUAGGUAAAGUUGAGCAUCUACCUGGAUCACUGUGUGUUUUUUUUAUGUGUGUCUGUGUUUAUGUAAGCUUGAGCAUUUAAAUGGAGCUGGCAGGACCAGAGAGCAGGACCAGGCCCAGGAAGGAAGGAGCUCCACUCAAAUUAAUCUCCACUGGAUGGCCCAGAAAAGGAGCAGAGCCAUUUUUGGGAGCAAGGAGCCAUCUCCUAGGUGAGCACCAUGGCAACAGCCAACAUGGGCCCCAGCUUUCUGAGCUGUCCUUUUCAAGCGCCCGAUCAAAAGUGGCAGGCCAGGUUUUUUGUUAUGUGGCGUCUCUUACCCACACUACCUCUUCUUUUCUCUCCCUGCGUGACAUGGUCCUGGCCUUGUUCACCGGGGGAGGCUGUGAGAAGACUGCAGAGGGAGAGUGUCUGUGGGAAAAUGUUGCCAGACAACACAGGGGUAUGUGACAGCGAGGCAAGCUAAUAUGGUCUGGGACAAAAAGGGAAUACAUGACCAGGAGCUAUUCAGAGAUACGCGCCGACCGUCUGAUUCAUCUGUUGCAUCAGACUUGUGAAAACAGCAGAUUUAAUGCGUCUUUUUUUAAAGCUACAUCUUUUUACUGGAAGUCUGCAAACUCACGAACAAAAUUAGCAGGAAAACUUAUCUUCUGUUUGCUUUAUUCGACUGCAUUUAUGUUAAACUUUCAGGGCUAGUUUUUCUCUAGACCAAAGACCAAACUCCCACAGCAGCCAUCUUCUUCAGACAUCAUACUCAGGAGGGUGAACUCUGAUUGGAGCACGUGGGGAAGUUCGGGCACCUGCUGUUAGACAAAGCCGGUCGAUGCAAG